Messenger RNA from Entelurus aequoreus (snake pipefish), 1918 nucleotides. Its product is annotated as regulator of G-protein signaling 5-like. NCBI's taxonomy places the organism in Eukaryota, Metazoa, Chordata, Actinopteri, Syngnathiformes, Syngnathidae. The coding region runs from base 389 to 943 and encodes 184 amino acids. The record is from RefSeq and is a predicted model, not a curated record. The transcript has 5 exons.
UCAUCAGCCGAUAAUAUCGGACAUCUCUAUUUAACACCCCUGGUGUAUACCGUUUGGUCAGUCCAGUAAGUCAAUGUUGUUGUUUUUGUACAGGAGGGAGUUUUCAAGGACACACUGGACAAAUAUUUAUUAUCAUUUGAUAGAACUUUCCUCGCUUCCUCCCUGCAUGUCCUUUUUCCCCUGACUGACUUCAUUAUCUGUCUCAACCCAUCCCUUUGUGCUCCCAUUGGCUGGGAGCUAUGAUGACACAUUGGAGGCAGAGGCAAAGACUAUAAAAGCUCUUCUGCAGCUGUAUUCAGACACAGGGUUGAGCUGACUUCCGACUGAGGUUAUUUUAACCACCACUCCGACACACAAGAGACUCCACAAGCCCUGCCUGCCUGCAGCCAUGUGUAAAGGACUAGCAUCCCUGCCUACGUGCUGCUUGGAAAGAGCCAAAGAGCUGAAAGCAAGGCUAGGAAGCAUAUUGCAAAAACCUGACGGGAGUCUGUUCUGCUGCAAAGUAGGGAAAAACAGGGCAACCCUGGAGGAAUGUCUGAGGUGGAAAGAGUCAUUUGAGCAACUCCUCACCAGCAAAUACGGACUGUGCGCCUUCACCGCCUUCCUGUUAUCGGAAUUCAGCGAAGAGAACGUUGCCUUCUACUUUGCAUGUGAAGACUACAGAAGUACCAAGUCUCUCGCCAAGCUACCUGCAAAAGCCCAGAAAAUCUAUAAAGAAUUCAUAGGCAGCGAAGCUCCCCGAGAGAUUAACAUUGACCAUGAAACUCGUGACGCCACCAAGGCGAACAUGCUGUGCCCGUCGCUCUCCUGCUUCGACCAGGCCCAGCACAAGAUCUACAUGCUCAUGGCUAAAGACUGCUACCCACGCUUCUUGCGCUCACCCGCCUACGGUGAUCUCGUCAGCCAGGCCACAAAACAGCAUCGGUUGGGGAAGAAGGUUUGAGCUGGCUUUGCGGACCUCAUCAAGGAACGGGACCCGGAGGGCCGAACACGAGUGCAAAGCGUCCUCUGUUGACUCCUUUACUUUUAAAAGCUGAAAGGAAAAGAGAAAAAAAAAACUGAAGGGUGAUUGUUUGCUCAACUGGAAUGUUAGUGAGAAAGUUAUGCUGUGUCUCAAAAGGGGGUCUGUCUGUAAAUGUACGAGAAUGUGAAAAAGCUAAGACAGGGGUCCCUAAACUACGAUCCACGGGUCGGAUCUGGCUCGCCAGCGUUCACGAUCUGGCUCGUCCAAAGGAAAAUAAAAAAUAAAUUUUAUAUAUAUAUAUAUAUAUAUAUAUAUGUGUGUGUAUAUAUAUGUAUAUAUAUAUAGUUGAGGUUUCUGUGGUUUAUCCGUUAUACGGUGCUCAAUACCGGGGUAUAGCGGAAUAUAUAUAUAUAUAUAUACACUACCGUUCAAAAGUUUGGGGUCACCCAAACAAUUUUGUGGAAUAGCCUUCAUUUCUAAGAACAAGAAUAGACUGUCGAGUUUCAGAUGAAAGUUCUCUUUUUCUGGCCAUUUUGAGCAUUUAAUUGACCCCACAAAUGUGAUGCUCCAGAAACUCAAUCUGCUCAAAGGAAGGUCAGUUUUGUAGCUUCUGUAACGAGCUAAACUCUUUUCAGAUGAGUGAACAUGAUUGCACAAGGGUUUUCUAAUCAUCAAUUAGCCUUCCGAGCCAAUGAGCAAACACAUUGUACCAUUAGAACACUGGAGUGAUAGUUGCGGGAAAUGGGCCUCUAUACAACUAUGUAGAUAUUGCACCAAAAACCAGACAUUUGCAAUUUACCACAUUAGCAAUGUAUAGAGUGUAUUUUUUUAAAGUUAAGACUAGUUUAAAGUUAUCUUCAUUGAAAAGUACAGUGCUUUUCCUUCAAAAAUAAGGACAUUUCAAUGUGACCCCAAACUUUUGAACGGUAGUGUGUAUAUAUAUAUAUAUAUAUA